AUGAAGUUACUGAAAGUUAGAACAGUCUGCUAUCAAAACAUGAACUUUGAUGGCAAAACUGCGAUGGACAUAUAUCAAACUCACCAGUCUAGAGCUUGUUUCCCUGAAGCAAGAAGAAUAUUUCAUAGUGCUAAAGAAAAACUAGUUUGUCGUUCCACAACGACGACUCUUGCAGAAUAUUUGAGCAAAGAUCUAUCAUUUAUUGAGAAACAGAACACUCUCUUGGGGCUGAACAAUUUCAGCAUCAUUAGAGACACUUCUCGAAACACUAGCAACCGCCACGAAACAAUUCUUGUGGUGGCUACACUGAUGGUCACAGCUGCAUUCACGGCUGGUCUCUGUCCUCCAGGCGGAUUUUGGCAGGAGAAUGGCGGUAGGCACAAGGCUGGGCAGAUGACAAUGCCUUUCGAGUACGCCUUCUCUUUUCUUGCCCUCACAGGAUUUGCCUUCUUAUCAUCUCUAUACGUAAUCCUAAAUCUCAUAAUUGGACUCCCCAUGUGGAAGUUAAUCUAUGGUUCAACGGCGGCUUUAGGUAUCGCUAUCUCUGCAUCGUACGCCGUUAUAUUCCCGUCUCCAGGAACCUACUGGAUUUGGCAUAUCUCAGCGUUCAUCUUCGUCUGUGCAUUCCCGUUGAUUAUAUUUUCCAUGUUGUUUGCUAUUUUCAAGGCAUUCGUUGUUCAUAAACGUCGCCGGCAACAGGUAGACUUCCCGGCGAGCUGCUUCAGAUCAUCUCAUAGCUAUCGCUAUUGA
Molecule: messenger RNA, 750 nt
Organism: Camelina sativa (false flax)
Lineage: Eukaryota; Viridiplantae; Streptophyta; Magnoliopsida; Brassicales; Brassicaceae
Product: ankyrin repeat-containing protein BDA1-like
Molecular function (GO): protein binding
Source: RefSeq, a predicted model, not a curated record